AUGUCUAAAAUAUGCACAUUGAAUUAUUUACUCUUAUGCACUGGAGUCACCAUAACCAUUAUACUAAUAUUACUCAUGAAAUCAGACCGGUUGAAUGAGAUUUUCACGCAUAGUAUGAAACCGAAUGGUUCUCAGUGCAUAAUAAAGGAUGGAAAAAAAACAUGUGCGGAUAGUAGUACAUAUCAUAAUUCAUUUAGUUCAUUUCGUCGUUUCCUGAUUUUCGAAUGUCUACUAACACUUUUGGGAUUAUGCAGUUUUGUUGUCAUUCGUCAUAGACAAAAACGAUUGGACAGAAAACUUAUUCAAAGAGUCAAUCUUCAAAUUGCCACUGGAGUUUAAUGCUACAUACAUACAUACUUUGAGGUGUAUUGAAAUGUGUAUAUUUUCACUGUGAUAACACCAUUUGUUUUUUCUCUCUCUCGUUGUAAUGAGGUUUCCUUUUCUAGCUUAAAUUUAUUGUUUCCUCUCUUUGUUGAUUAUGUUUUUCUCUUGAUGCGCAUAUACAUACUACUGUAAAGAUUUUUAUGUACAUUAUUAUUCGUUAUCGUUAGCAUAGAGAAACAACGUCUUCUGAUUGGUUGCUUUCCUGCUCAAGGUUAUUCUGUCAUCUUUUUGUGGCUGUUUCUUAAAGUCCGUCGAUAUAUCUAUCUACUAAUCGUAUCCGCCCACGCUAAGCCUGCUGUGAUUGGUUGUUUUGUUUAGUCUUUGUUCUGGUGUUUUCCUCAUGACGCUGAUUUGGGACGUAAAAAAUUGACGUCAAUUAGUACUGUCUACCAAUUUUGCCUAGCAGACAGUUCUUACCACACUUCUACUAGGUGUGCGAAUACAGUAGCAUCCAACUAUUAUGCCAUUAAUAAUAGUAAUCAUAUCUGUCGUCAUUGAGCUAAUUACACUCGUAUUACCUUAAGUGAAAUUGUUAUUGCCUAUAAAAAGUAUUCAAACGUCUUGGUUAUUAUAAUGCAUUAAAAUGUAGGGUGCAGCAGUUCUGCGGAUAAGUUGUGGCGAAG
Messenger RNA from Trichobilharzia szidati, 1007 nucleotides. The record is from the annotation of a GenBank genome assembly. NCBI's taxonomy places the organism in Eukaryota, Metazoa, Platyhelminthes, Trematoda, Strigeidida, Schistosomatidae.